This is a messenger RNA of Arabidopsis arenosa, 1015 nucleotides long. The record is from the annotation of a GenBank genome assembly. Lineage: Eukaryota; Viridiplantae; Streptophyta; Magnoliopsida; Brassicales; Brassicaceae.
AAAAAACAUAAAAGAAGUUCAAAGAAAGAUCAAGUCCAGAAAUCAAGAAAUGCCAAGAAACGUCUAUGAACCUUUGAAGACAUAUUUUCUCAAAGUUAACAUCAACUGCCAAGGAUGUAAAAGGAAAGUGAAGAAAACACUUAGAAAAAUUGAAGGUGUUUACUCUGUUGAUAUAGACACAGAUCAGGAAGCAGUGAUCGUUAGAGGUAACUUAGAUCCAGAGAUUUUGGUCAAGAAGUUGAACAAAAGAGGGAAACAUGCUCAGCUUAUGUUCUUGACACCUUACCAUAAGGACCAGUACUUUGGUAAUCAUCAAGCUGGUUUCAACCAUGACAACAGAAGCUUGGGAAACACACAAUACAAUUUCGGAAGCAAUUACAACAAUGUCCCAAGUUAUGAAAGGCAGAGUUUUAAUCAUCAGAGUGAUGAAGAGAUGAUGAUGAACAUGAAACCUGUGAUGAUGAGAGAUGAAGAUUACUUCGAAAUGAGUGAUUCACCUGAAGAUUUCCAAGAGCUAUUUGGGGAAAUACCGCAAAGACACAACAAGUAUGAAGAGGUGAAACCAAAUCUGAUGAGGGACAUGGAUCUUGGAUAUUCUAAUGCAUACCCUGCAACAGAAGCAAUGAACAUGCAGAUUGGAGGAAGAGUAAAUCAUAUGGUGCUGAAUGAGAGAGGUUUCAAUGGUCCGAUGAUGAAUGAGAGAGGCUUCCAUGGUCAGAUGAUGAAUGGUCCAUCUCUUGUUCCUCAGUCUAUGAAUUAUGAACAGUUCAGUUCCAGACCACUUCAGUCUAUGAAUCAUGAACAGUUCAGCUCCAGACCGCUUCAGUCUAUGAAUCAACAGUUCAGCUCAAGACCAGUUCAUGGCUUUUACUACUGAUUGAAGGAUUUAGUGGUUAAAGUUAGCUUAACUAGAUGUGUGUUUUCAUUACUUGGGUUUAUUUCAAGCAUAGUAGUAUAGUCUUUUCUUGGUUCAAUGUUGGUUUAGAGUGUUAAAGAACAAAGUAAGUUACUACAU